Mastomys coucha (southern multimammate mouse) is the source of this 783-nucleotide messenger RNA. RefSeq names its product IDNK gluconokinase (gene Idnk). NCBI's taxonomy places the organism in Eukaryota, Metazoa, Chordata, Mammalia, Rodentia, Muridae. The transcript has 5 exons. Gene Ontology annotation, cellular component: cytoplasm. Gene Ontology annotation, molecular function: gluconokinase activity. The record is from RefSeq and is a predicted model, not a curated record. Bases 48 to 605 code for a protein of 185 amino acids.
GCGGGACCUGCCCCGGAAGCGGGAUCUGAAGACCUGGGAGCAGGGACAUGGAGGCGCCCCGGGUGCUGCUGGUGAUGGGCGUGAGCGGUUCCGGGAAAUCCACUGUGGGCGCACUGCUGGCCUCCAAGCUGGGAUGGAAAUUCUAUGAUGCGGAUGAUUACCACUCCGAGGAGAAUCGAUUAAAGAUGGGAAGAGGGGUACCACUGAGCGACCAGGACAGGAUUCCGUGGCUUUACAGCUUGCACGACAUUUUACUGAGAGAUGUGGCUUUGGGACAGCCUGUUGUACUAGCCUGUUCAGCUCUAAAGAAAAUGUACAGAGACGUCUUGAUCCGAGGAGGAAGUGACGUGCCUCUGAAAAGUGAUGACUCAGUAAAGGAGGAACCGCUGGCAGGCCGGAAGCUCCUGGUGGUCUACCUCUGCGGGUCAUUUGACGUCAUUUAUGGACGCUUGCUACAAAGAAAAGGACAUUUUAUGCCGCCCGAGUUACUGCAGUCCCAGUUCAGUAUUCUGGAGCCCCCAUCAGCUCCCGAAAACUUCAUCCAAGUCAGUGUGGACAGAGGUCUCCCAGAGAUCACUGCUGCCAUUAUGGAAGCCCUCAAAUGAAGUACUCGUUCACACCUGUGGUUUCCAACGCACUCCGCUCCUAAGCUCCUCACCCAUGGUGUCUUCUAAAUUCUUUAUUUUAGAGACAGGGAUUCUCUGUGUAGACUAGGCUGGUCUGGAACUCACAGAUCUGCCUUCCUCUGCCAUCCCCGAGGGCUAGGAUUAAAGGCAUGCACCA